AGAUACGUCUCUUAUCUGCUUAAAGGCUUCGCUAUCGCUUUCAAGACAGGUACAUCUGAUAUGUAGUACCAUCUAUUUCUUGAAUAAUGGCUACUCGUCGAGGCGUCGGUCUUGGCGCAUUCGCCAACCGAAACCAAGCAACGCAAUCCUACGCAAACCACGGCGCAAACCUACGCUCAACACACCUCUCCUCCCUCCAAACACAACUAUCAGUCUUUCAAUCCUUACUACACACUUUCGCACUCGAACAUGCAUCUAAGAUCAGAUCAAAUCCGACUUUCCGCGCCGAGUUUGCGCGUAUGUGUAAUACCAUCGGUGUUGACCCUCUCGCCGCUAGCAAUGUCAAAGGUAAAGGCAGUGGUAGGAAAGGGUUAAUGGAGGGUGGGAGUUUCUGGACGCAGAUACUUGGCGGUGAUAUGAAUGACUUCUACUUUGAGGUUGCGGUCAGGGUUGUCGAGCUCUGUCGAGAGACAAGAGGCGAAAAUGGUGGUUUGUUAGGUGUUGAAGAAUGUCGCAAGAGAGUCGGGAGAGGUAAAGCCAUCGGUGGAGGCUUGGAGGUUUCCAAUGACGAUAUCCUCCGAGCUGUCAAGUCGCUAGAGCCACUUGGAUCCGGCUUCAGUAUCAUCAACGUCGGUAGCAAGCAAUACAUCCGCUCUAUACCCAAAGAGCUCAACUCAGACCAAGCCACCGUUCUGGAAGUACUACAGCUUCUCGGCUUUGUCACCGUUUCCAUGCUGCAGGCAAAUCUUGGCUGGGAAAGGGCACGCGGAAAGACUGUAUUAGACGAUCUACUAGCUGACGGGCUAGUCUGGCUCGACAGUCAAUGCGUGGAACACGAAUAUUGGUCUCCUCAGAAUCUUUUGGAUGAGGAUAUGUGA
This is a messenger RNA of Talaromyces stipitatus ATCC 10500, 878 nucleotides long. Its product is annotated as ELL complex subunit Eap30, putative. The coding region runs from base 87 to 878 and encodes 263 amino acids. The record is from RefSeq and is a predicted model, not a curated record. Gene Ontology annotation, cellular component: ESCRT II complex. The transcript is spliced from 2 exons. NCBI's taxonomy places the organism in Eukaryota, Fungi, Ascomycota, Eurotiomycetes, Eurotiales, Trichocomaceae. Gene Ontology annotation, biological process: protein transport to vacuole involved in ubiquitin-dependent protein catabolic process via the multivesicular body sorting pathway.